Molecule: messenger RNA, 6090 nt
Organism: Zingiber officinale
Lineage: Eukaryota; Viridiplantae; Streptophyta; Magnoliopsida; Zingiberales; Zingiberaceae
Exons: 22
Coding region: 105-4874 (1589 amino acids)
Biological process (GO): RNA 3'-end processing
Cellular component (GO): nucleolus; TRAMP complex
Molecular function (GO): mRNA binding; poly(A) RNA polymerase activity
Source: RefSeq, a predicted model, not a curated record
GAUAGAAAGAAGGCUGUUUUAAUUUUAAAUUUUAAUUUUUUUCCCCUUCCUCUGCGUGAAAAGGAAAUAACACGUCCGUCGUCUCAUGCGAUCGAGUGAGAGAGAUGGCAAUGAAAUCGCAGCAGUUGCUCGACUCCCUCACUGCUCACAUCGCCGUCUACCACGCCGCCUUCUCCAAGGCCUCGAAGCCUAACCCUAGCCCGCGCACAACCGUCCUCCGGUGGUUCUCGGCCCUCUCCGGCGCCGACCGCCAGGCGGCCCUCACUUUCGUCGACCCUGACUUCGUCCGUCUCCUCCUACUAAUGGUCGCGCGCCUCCGCAGCCAGGGCCAUGGCUUUUUCUUCGUCCUCCCCGAUCUGCCCUCUGACUCUCCCUCCCUCCCCUCCCUCUGCUUCCGCCGAUCUCAUGGCCUACUCUCCAGAGCGGCUGCCAUCGACACCGCCGAGAGGGAUGUCGCUGCAUCUCUCCUCCUCUUUGCCUCCUCUGAGGACGCCGCCUUCCUCGACACGGUCACGGUGUCCGAGGAUCUUGUUGUGGACGUUGACCGGUUUGUGGCGGUGAUGGAUGCGAUUUCGGGAGGGAGGUUUCUCAGAGGAGAGGUAACAGAUUUGGCGGCGAAGUGGCUGGAGCUUCCAUGGUUGAAGGACAAAGGGUAUUAUAGCAUAGAGUCUUUUGUAGCGAACCGGUUUGAGGUGGCCUUGCGGUUGUCUUGGGUUAGCUCUGAAGGGGGGAAGAAGCUCAAGGGUGGAAAGGCUGCUAAGGGGAAGACCUUGGCUGCUGGUCUGGCCGCAAACGCCCUCUGGAGGAGGAAAGGGUGCGUGGAUUGGUGGGCGGGGUUAGAUCCUGGAGGAAGGAAGAAGAUUAUUGAAGCUUUCCUUGGGAAGGCAGCAAAAUAUCUGGUAAAUGAGAUAACCUUGGAGUCAAAACUUGCCAUGAAGAAUGAAUUUCAGUUGUGUAAGCUUGAUGGUGAAUUUCAGUUAAGAUAUGGUCCUAUUCCUUCCUGGGUGAGAUCACAGAGAUCUCUUGUUAGCAGGAGGCUUGAUUUUUGCAUAGACAUCAUUCCUGUUAUGUCUUCUGCAAGUACACAAAUUCUAACCAAAUAUUUGAACUGCAUAUUAAUGGUUCAGGAGAUAUCUUCUCUUUAUGUGUAUCAUUUUAGUGAAUAUGAAGAAAAGCUGAUCUUUUUUAGUACAUUAUCUUCUGCUGGGACUAUUUGGGAUAAGAUGUCAAAGAAAUUACACGGACUCCUCAUGGUUAUUUACACUAACUACACGAAUGUUGAACUUCUGGGAGAUGCAAACUUGAAAAGUAUCCCAAAUAAAAAUAGAGAAAAUUCUAAAAUCCGUCGUCUCAAAGGGAAGAAGAAAGCUCAUAAUUCUCGUAAACUAGACUCUACUCAAAAGGUGUCUAGUGUCCAUCCUGGAUCAUGUGAACCUUCCUUGGCCAAUGGAUGUAAAGAUGAUUUUUCCAAUGAGUGUGAAACUAGGCUUUCCUCCCAGGAGGAAAUUCCCUUGCAGACAUCUAGUCAAAAGGCUAAUCUGACUAAUAUUUUGCUGAAAGAUGCUGAGAUUCAAUUGGGAAAUAUUGGAGGCUCAUGCAAGAGCAGUAACAGUAAGAAGAAAAAUAAGAGAAAAAAAGCUAAAAGUAUAGUUGCUAGCUCUACAAAUGAUGAACUUCCUCAACUUGAGAGCAAGGGAACUGAUUUUUCAUCUCUUGCUGCUGAAAUUGAAACAAAAGAAAGCGCUACUUGCUUAUUAGAUGAAUUUAGUAAUCCUGCAGUUGUUAAUCCCUUACUGAAUGGUCUUGAUGUCAGUUUUGGUUCAUUUCCAGUAUAUAAUUCUCGUGAGUCUUCUAAGGAAUCAGUUUUAGUGGCAGAGGAAGAGAAGGCAGUGUGCACAAAGAUAGCUUGUGACCUCCAUAGUACUACACAAAAAUGUGUUUUGGAGGAGGGUCAUUGUCCAGAUUUAGGCAAACCAGUAAAAAAUUAUCUUUACCAGGGUGAUCCGUCUGUUAACACAGUUGAAAUGAUUCUACAUAUCUCUUCAGGGUCCUGUUUGACAAGCAAUGUAAAUUGCGAUGAAAUAAAUGCAGGUUCUGUCAACUCAUCUGAAAAAUGUUUAGAGAAUGGACAUGUUGCUGCAUCAGAAAAUUACUAUUUACCUAUGUCUGAGCAACAUAUGGAAGGCAAAUCGAAAAAUAUUUGUGGAACAACUUCACAGUUUGUUGUCCCAUUCAAGCAAGAAAAAAGUUCCAAUGAUGAUAGUUCUGUAAUUAAAAAUGAUAAUAAACCAUGCUGUCUAUAUAACCAAAUUAAUCAUGUUGAAAUCAAAUCAUAUGAAUGGCCUAUUGUAACACCCCAGAACUUUUCACCUUUGAGUUUGCAUGUUCCUGCUGCCACAGAAAGGCUACAUUUGGAUGGUGGACAUGAAUGGCCUGCUUACCAUCGCCAAUCCUUCUUAUAUCUGAGGGAUCAGCCAAAGAUGUCGUCUUCUGAAGGCAGACAAGGCCAGGUCUUACCAUCUCUUACUCUGCCAAUGAGUUUCGACUGGCCUCCAAUGGUUAAAAGUUACAGUCGACUGGGUCAAGCAGCGACUUUGAGCUAUGACUCUGGAUAUAACUCAAAGCUACAGUCUUCUUUUUGCACUGGAUUUCCUAGUAAUCCAGUUGAAAGUACUGGUAGCUUUAGUAAGAAUGAUAGGAUUAAUUCUGCUGAUAUCGAUAUGUGUGAUAAAAAAAACAUAUCCGAUUUGGCAGAGGAUACAGAAAGCUAUUGGCAAUCUGAGGAGGAAAUGGAGACCCACAUGCUAUCUGCGAGGGACUAUAAUAAGUUUUUUGGUGGCGGGCUAAUGUACUGGAAUCCUGCUGAACAUGUUGGAUCAGGUUUUUCUUGUGCAGCAUCUCAUAGUUCCGAGGAUAGUGCAUGGGCCUGGCAUGAGGCCGAUCUUAACAGAGCUAUAGAUGAUAUGGUUGGAACACCUGGAAUAUCUUCAUACAACACAAAUGGUUUGGCCUCACCAACAGCUAUUCCAUUUUGUUCACCGUUUGAUGCCGUUGGGCCCGGACAUCAAUCUGUUGGUUAUACUGUUGCAGGAAAUGAAAUGGUUGGAAAGAUACCUAACUCACCAUCUUUAUUAGAUACCCCUGAAGAAAACUCAAAAUCCAUCAACAACUCACCUAGUGUAAUUGAAGGAAUGAAAGGGGACACACUUCCAAUAAUGCUGCGCCCCAUUAUUGUUCCUAGCAUGUCGAGAAGAGGAUCAAGAUUGGAGUUUAAGGUUGGCUAUGAACGCAAAAGCCCAUGCAGGCCUUGUACUAGGAGGGAUGCUCCCCGAAUCAAGAGGCCACCAUCUCCAGUGGUUCUUUGUGUUCCGCGAGUGCCUCAGCCUCCUCCGCCGUCUCCAGUAGUAGAAUCUAGGAAGCGAGGCUUCCCAAGUGUUAGGUCUGGAAGCUCAAGUCCUAGACAUUGGGGUGUCCGAAAUUGGUAUUCUGAUGAAAGUACUUCCGAGGAAAUACAACAAUGUUUUGAUGGUGUUGAAGUUGUUUGGCCUUCAUGGGGAAACAAAGGCGUUGCAAACAAUCAGAUGGUUCCAUCAUUUCAUGGGCCAUUGUUGACUGAUCAUUUAAUCACAAUUCCUCAGCUUGCUUUUGAUCAGGAACAUUCUGAUUUAGCUCUACCUUUGCAACCUCCAGAUUCAACAAAUUUUUCAUCUAUUAGAACAUCUCUAUCUGCGAUGCGCACACUCCAUGAGGAAAUUGAUUGUUUUUGCAAGCAGGUUGCUGCUGAGAAUCUGAUUAAAAAGCCGCAUGUUAAUUGGGCUGUCAAAAAGGUAACACGCUCCCUUCAAGUCCUUUGGCCCCGGUCUAGGACAAAUAUAUUUGGAUCUAAUGCCACUGGUUUAGCUCUGCCUACUAGCGAUGUAGAUCUUGUCGUAUCUCUUCCUCCAGUGCGAAAUUUGGAGCCGAUUAAAGAAGCUGGAAUCUUAGAAGGUCGCAAUGGUAUCAAGGAAACAUGCCUUCAGCAUGCAGCUAGGUACCUAGCAAAUCAAGAGUGGGUUAGAAAUGAUUCAUUAAAAACCAUAGAAAACACUGCGAUACCUGUUAUCAAACUUGUAGCUGAAGUUCCUACUGAUUCUGAUAUUUCAAGAGAGAGCUCUUCCAUAGUGCAUAUACCAGAUACACAUUCAACUCAGAUACAUCAGAGAGAAAGUGAAAUUCCUGAUCCUGACCUGUCUAGUUCAGACUGUAGCUCUUGCCACAUCGAUUCAAAAAGGACAAGAAAUGAUAGUGUUGAUGCAAAAUCAAUUCAUCUUGAUAUUAGCUUCAAAUCAUCAUCACAUACUGGACUUCAAACUUCUGAACUGGUUAGAGAACUCACCCAACAAUUUCCUGCUGCUGUACCACUGGCUCUAGUACUCAAGAAGUUCUUGGCUGAUAGGAGUUUGGAUCGUUCAUAUUCUGGUGGUCUAAGUUCAUACUGUUUGAUCUUGCUUCUUAUACGUUUUCUUCAGCAUGAACACCAUGCUGGACGUCCCAAUAACCAAAAUCUUGGUGGCCUUUUGAUGGACUUUCUUUACUUUUUUGGAUAUAUAUUUGAUCCUCGUCAAAUGAGAGUUUUGAUCCAAGGAAGUGGAAUUUAUCUGAACAGGGAAAGAGGACUUAGCAUAGACCCACUCCAUAUUGAUGAUCCUCUUUACCCAACUAAUAAUGUGGGAAGAAACUGCUUUCGAAUACAUCAAUGUAUUAAGGCUUUUGCUGAUGCAUAUUCAUUGCUGGAAAAUGAGCUACAAUAUUUUUCUGGUAAUGGUUGUUCAGAGUCAACUGGAAAAUUCAGGCUACUCCAAAAGAUCAUCCCUAGUAUUGAUUGCAAGGAGUAAAUUUAAGUGAUGAGAGCAUUCAAUUGUUUAUUCUGAUCACGCCUGCCAAUAUGGAUUUACUCUUGAACCUCCAAGGAUGCAGAUUGAUAGAUUCCACUUGUCAAUUUUGGCAGCCAGUAUGUGCCUUGACUUGCCUCAUUGUUUCUUUCAUGAUCUGUCAUUCUUGCUACUAUAGGAGGCAUGCCAACGCCAGCUGAACAUUGUUUUUCCAUACAAAGCUGUGCUUUUGAAGACAACUGGAGUUCUCAAAUUCAAAGGCUUAUGUGUAUCCUCUCUCUAUUAAGAGUGUGUGAUUAUACACCAUAAAAUCUUCCUUCACAUGUCCAAGGCCUACAAGACAUGACUGGAUGUGAAACUGUUAAGGGUCUCUGAGUUUCUGCAUCUUUGGCAAUCUGAGUGGGAGAUUAAGCAAACAUGCAGCAGCUUGUAUACAGAUUCUUCUCUAUUCUGGUUUGGCUUGGUGAGAUUUGACCUAUGGAAAAAAUUGAAACUCAUGAUCGGCCAAAAAAUAAUAAGAAUAGACACGUCCUGGGUGAACCAUCAGAAUGUUGGUUGCAAGGCACCACUCCAUAUUUGACUAAGUUCGAUCAUGCUCUGGUUGUGCAUCCAUCAGGUGGACUUUCUGGGAAUCUCUUUGUGCGAGGAAGAACCUGAAAAACGGUGAAAAGGCUUCGUAGCAUAUAUGAUGCCUAAAUCUUCUUUAAAUCUUCCCAUAGCUGUAGUUGCUGCUGCAGCCAUUCCACCUCUACUUGGAUAGCAUGCUUUAAAAAAUGCUACAACAAUUUCAAGUUUUGGUGAUUAACAACAAAUGGGAAGAUUUUUAUGAAUAAGUUUCUUAUAUGACAAUUGGUGUAAAUUGGUCAAAUUCUUCAAUUUUCCAGAUUUGAGUCUAAACCAUCACGUAGCCAUGUUGUUGCAAUAUGAUUCUAGUAAAAAGUGUCUUUUGUGAAUUGGAGAAGUAACCGCGAUAGGAACUAAAGGGACCGCUGGAUGGAGACUCUACGCCGGCUGGCAGAGCGUUGUAGCAAUUCUUCAGCAAUUUUGCACAGUGCAGAUCACUCCAAUCGGGAAGAAUUCACUGUAGCAAUUCCGGCUCAAUCCAUUGUACCACUCAUUUUGUAUUAGUUAAGUAAUCGAAAGCUCUUGCAAUUGUAAUAAAACACUUUAUUUGAAUCCAAAAUAAACGACAUAGAGAACUAAUUUGUUCAAACCUCUA